CAAUAUUUUUUCUUAGUUGUGCCCCUGUCGUUCGAUGAUGGGCAAACGAACUCACAUAAAAUCAGAAGAAUUUGCAUAGUAUUUUUUCAACCCAAAUUAUUCAUGAUUCAUCCCCUUUCAAAACAAAACCAAGUAGAUAUUAGGUAUAUUUACCAGACAAUCAUAAAUCUGCUUCAUUUAAACUUGAGAAAAUUAGUAAACGCCUUCAAUUUGAAAAAAAUAACAUCGAAACAAUCCGUCUACCAAAUUAAUUAUCUACAUGCCAUGACAGUAAUCUCUCUAAUACUCAUGUACUACAAGAUAAGCAAUAAAGUGCUAAAAGUGUAACAUUUCCAACAAGAUAAAAAGUACUUCUGUUUAUUUAUUCACACUUCAAUGUCGUGUACACAUUAUAACGUUCAGUACCUAAGCCAAUUCCAAUCCAAAAAUGAGAAAAUCGGCGGAAAAUCUCAACCAAGUGUUAUCACUCAUGACAGUGGCUUUCAACGAGUUAACAAUCGGUAUCGCAAAUGGCUGGGUGGCACCUACACUGAAUUCUCUACGCAGCCCUAAUGGCGAAUUCUACAUCACGAUGGAAGAAAGUUCUUGGAUAGCUUCAUUAGAAAAUAUGGGUACAAUACCAGGAGCUCUUCUGACAGCAUUCAUACUCGAUAUCGUCGGUAGGAAGAUUCUACUCACGUCUACCGCGUUCAUUUUUUUCCUAAUGUGGGCAGUUACCGUAUUCACAAAAUCAGUAUCAGUUCUUUGCCUGAUGAGAUUACUAUUUGGUAUCUUUGUGGGCAUCAACGAUGGAACAAAUGCUACUUAUUUGGCCGAAAAUAGUUCUCCUCAAAUUCGAGGGGUAUUUGGUGCAGUCAGCGUGACUCUUUACUAUACUGGAUUGUUGGCUGAAUUCAUCAUCGCUACAUACUUCUCGUACACCACUACUUUGAUUAUAAACACCAUCAUAACAUUUUUGGCAUUCUUAUCAGUGUUAUGGAUUAAGGAACCGGUUCAAUUCUUAUUAAUGAAAGGGAAAGAUACUCAAGCUGAAAGAAAUUUCGCCUGGUUGCACGGAGGAAGUGCAGAAGAUGAAAGAAUUAGAUCAGAAUUUGAAAGAAUCAAAUCAAACGUGCAAUCAGAAAAUUUGAAGAAAUCGUCUUUAAAGAAGGCGAUCACGUAUCCGGCCAAUUAUAAGAGUCUUUUCAUCGUAAUCACAAUUUACGGUUUAGUCGGACUUACAGGAUUUUUCCCAGUGAUGUCGUAUGCUUCUAUGGCCUUCGCAUCUUCAGAAAUCCUGACACCCAACGAGUUCACAAUAUUGUUCGGUAUCAGUCAAGCUUUAGUCGUGGUACCUAGUUCUUUACUCAUCGGACGAUUUAAUCGUCGAUCUAUUAUUUUAAUCUCAUUUUCGUUGAUUUCACUGAGCCAUGCAGUAUCUACUGGAUUAUACUACGUCAAUUCGCAUAUAGUCACGAUUCCAUAUUUUCCCUGGCUCAUCUUCAUGUCGAUUACAUUCUACGCCAGCGUAUUUGCUUUCGUAUAUCCGGCCAUUUUCGUGAUACGAGGAGAACUUUUCCCUUUGAGUGUGAAGGCUCCUGGAGGUUGUUUUUCGAUUAUUGCUUUCAACGCUACCAAUUUUUUGACCACAAAGGCGUUUCUUUAUAUUUCCUAUACCUGGGGUAUUGAAGCUAAUUUCCUUAUGUUUUGUUUGCUCACUUUGGCGACUGUAUUAUUCGUGUAUUUCUUUUUACCAGAGACUAAAAAUAAAUCGUUGAUUGAGAUACAAGAAAUGCUUGAGAAAACUAAGUAAGAUAGGUACCCAUGGUUUUUUAAUCUCAUCUGUUGAUCAAUUUAUUUGCUUAUUGUGCAUCAAGUUUUUGCAUCCCUGUGAUGAAAUUUUGAGUAGGAAAUAUUGUUGUUUUAUUAUCUUUGGAAUAAGAUGUAAGAAAAUAUGUUGAAAGAUAUUUUUAAAAUAGGUAAAUUACUCAAAUUUUA
Planococcus citri (citrus mealybug) is the source of this 1977-nucleotide messenger RNA. Its product is annotated as facilitated trehalose transporter Tret1-like. Gene Ontology annotation, cellular component: membrane. Gene Ontology annotation, biological process: transmembrane transport. The transcript is spliced from 2 exons. Gene Ontology annotation, molecular function: transmembrane transporter activity. Bases 428 to 1792 code for a protein of 454 amino acids. NCBI's taxonomy places the organism in Eukaryota, Metazoa, Arthropoda, Insecta, Hemiptera, Pseudococcidae. The record is from RefSeq and is a predicted model, not a curated record.